AUGACGACAAUUACAACAGUUGAUAAUUCAACAAGUACAAGUAUUUCUACAAAUCCAUCAACAAGAUCUAGUGUCGAUAAUACUCAUCCCUCAGAGGCAUCAUCAAAACCAGGCUGGUGGUUAUUGGUUGCCCUUCUUAUAACAGUAGCCAUCGUUAUUAUUGCUGGUGUUAUUUUCUAUAAUCGACAGCAUUCUCCAUAUAGACGAUUUAUUUCCUGUUUACAAUGGUGUAGACAGUGCAAGUUCAGGUUUCUUCGAAAUUGGCGAUCACGUGAAGAUGAUACAGAUAAUAUUAUUUUACAACUUGAACAAUCAGAACUAUCACCUGGACAAUGGCCACCUCGAAUCUCUUUUACUUAA
This is a messenger RNA of Rotaria sp. Silwood1, 360 nucleotides long. Lineage: Eukaryota; Metazoa; Rotifera; Eurotatoria; Philodinida; Philodinidae. The record is from the annotation of a GenBank genome assembly.